AUGUCUGCAGUGUCCAAAGGCGCUGCCGUCGUCGCUUCUAGCGGGGCUGCGCCCACAGAACCGAAUGCGGAUACCCCUCCUGCACAGACUUCAGCGCCUGCUGAGCCUAGCCAACCAGCUGCCACGCCAACUCCAGCUCCAGCGCCAGCUCCCACGACUUCAAUCGAAACGAGCUCUUCGUCUUCGGAUCCUCCGAUUAUACCCACAACAAGUGAACCAAUUCCUACCACGAGCACCACGAGCAGCAGCAGCAGUAGUAGCAGUAGCAGCAGCAGUAGCAGCAGCAGCACUAGCGCUCCCCCGGCCGAACCUACUACAUCGACUCCCGAGCCUGCACCCAUUCCAUCGACUUCUUCCACUACUUCGACUUCUUCCACUUCUUCCACCACGACUGCGCCCACCACCAGUGCUGCGCCUGAGACGACAACGCUUUCCUCGACUUCAAGUGGUUCUCGGGGAACUACCGUGGUUAUCAUUACAACUACUGGACCCGCGGCUACCGACCCUGGCACCUUAUCUACUGGCUCUUCCGCCGCAACCAAUACAGCGGCACUUGCAACCUCCACCGAAGCAGCAGGCUCCGGCGGUCUCUCUCCUGGUGGCACAAUUGCCGUCGCAGUUGUUGUGCCCGUUGUCUCGGUGGCAUUGAUCAUUGUGGCACUUCUCUUUUUCUGGCGCAAGCGCAAAGCGAACAAGGCGGCAGAGGAGGAGCGCCGCAAAGAAGUGGAGGAAUACGGUUUCAAUCCCAACAACGACCCAACCCUGCCCGGCGUGGCAGGCAUUGUGGGUUCCAAGGACGACAAUUCCUCCGGCUACCGCGGCUGGGGAACCACUUCUGCUGGACGCAAGGCGUCCACCAACCUCUCCAGUGGAAUGGGCGGCCUCGCCAUGUCGGAGGGAAGCAGCCCCGGUUAUCACCACGGUGCCACGCCCAGUGAAGGCACCGUUCAAUAUUCCGACGGUACCCGGCCCGACUCUGGCGAAAUCGUCGAGCCCAUUGGUGUGUUGGGUGCUGCCCCGAUGGCUGCAAAUAACCGGAAUGGCGAUAUCCACCGCGGCCCGUCCAAUGCUUCUUCCGCUUAUUCCGCAGCCAAUCGUUCCGAGGCAUCGGAGGAAAGUCACAUGUCUGCCGCACACCCUUCGGGCGGUUACUACGGUGAGAACCCGUACUACGGCGACAUCAACACACACGGGGCGUACGGUGGUGACGAAUAUCAGCCUGUGAUCCGCGAUGUCCAGGCGCGCCGUAAUACCCGCAUCGAGAAUCCCGGUGUCUAUCCCCGACAAGGGAAUGCCGGAAUCGCACAGAACUUCUGA
Messenger RNA from Penicillium paradoxum, 1317 nucleotides. RefSeq lists its product as uncharacterized. The record is from RefSeq and is a predicted model, not a curated record. The transcript has a single exon. The coding region runs from base 1 to 1317 and encodes 438 amino acids. NCBI's taxonomy places the organism in Eukaryota, Fungi, Ascomycota, Eurotiomycetes, Eurotiales, Aspergillaceae.